Molecule: messenger RNA, 578 nt
Organism: Eriocheir sinensis (Chinese mitten crab)
Lineage: Eukaryota; Metazoa; Arthropoda; Malacostraca; Decapoda; Varunidae
Product: peritrophin-1-like
Exons: 3
Coding region: 16-405 (129 amino acids)
Cellular component (GO): extracellular region
Molecular function (GO): chitin binding
Source: RefSeq, a predicted model, not a curated record
GAUAGAAUAUUUAGCAUGGGUGUCCGUGGCAUUUAUUGCAGGGGUCACUGGAACGUGUCGAAAGCAGUAUAUAAGGCUGUUGACGCCCUUGCCCUCCGUAUAAGUUUCUACGCUGCAACAGUCAUGAAGUGGUGCCUUGCGCUGGUCGCCGUGAGCCUCUGGGCCGUUGCCGCCGCCCAGACGGGAGUGCAGUGUAGCGUUGACAUCGCGGACCAGUGCCCUGAGAAAGAUGACCCAGGAAAUCCCGUGUUCCUUCCCAACCCGGAUGAUUGCUCUCAGUACUGCGAGUGUUCCAACGGAUAUGCUUGGCUCUUCGAUUGCCCGCCGGGAACACUCUUUGAUGAAUACUCAAAGCGGUGCAUCAUGGAAGUCGAUGCGAACUGCGGCUCACGUCCCCUACCUUAGCGCUGCAGUGUUGCGUCGUGAACGAGCUGCGUCCGCUGAGAUGAACACAGCAAUGUUUGGUGUGCUGCUGUGUGUGCCUCGCAUCAAUAAAGAAAGUAAAAGUUAACCCCCUCCUUCUCUAGCACGCUAAAAAUGUUAUUUUUACAGUACUUAAUAAACUCUAAGUAAACUUU